UUCGGCUCGUGAGUCGGGUCAGUGUCCAUCAUCUGCAAGCCGAAAACCAAGAAAAGCUUCUCUUCAAUUAUUUUUGUUCCUCAACUCGCAGCCGUUUGAAGUAGAUCUUCAUCAGAUUCUGGAAAACCUCAAUUCGCCCAAUUCAAUUUCCAAUUUCUUCGAGAUCUUCGGUUGUUGUAUUUCUGGUGGUCAAGAGGAUAAGGAAAGCUUUGCAGGAUUCUCUCUUAGUUUCAAUAUAUUUUGAAGCUAAGACAUGGCAGAAAAAGCAUGUGUAAAGCGCCUUCAGAAGGAAUAUAGAGCACUUUGUAAAGAACCUGUUUCCCAUGUUGUGGCCCGCCCUUCUCCGAAUGAUAUCCUUGAGUGGCAUUAUGUUUUGGAGGGGAGUGAAGGAACACCAUUUGCAGGUGGAUUUUAUUAUGGGAAGAUCAAGUUUCCUCCAGAAUAUCCAUUUAAACCUCCAGGGAUCAGUAUGACUACUCCAAACGGAAGAUUCAUGACGCAAAAGAAAAUCUGCUUAUCUAUGAGUGACUUCCAUCCAGAGAGCUGGAAUCCAAUGUGGUCCGUGUCAAGCAUACUAACAGGGCUGCUCUCAUUUAUGAUGGACAAUAGUCCUACCACAGGCAGUGUCUCAACAACCGUUGCUGAGAAGGAGAAGCUUGCGAAGGCAUCCUUGGCUUUUAACUGUAAAAACCCAACCUUUAGGAAAUUGUUUCCCGAGUAUGUGGAGAAGUAUGAACAGCAGCAGCUCUCGUCGCAGCCAGUUCCAGAGCAGGUAUCAUCUAUGCCAGCUGGAGCAGAUAAGUCUAGACCCUUGUUGGAAGAGCAUGACAAUUCCCCAAAGGACGAAGUGAACAGAGUGAAGCCUCUAAAAGACGUCAAAAACCAACAGAGGAAAUCCGUUCCAACUUGGUUGUUGCUGUUGCUAGUUUCAAUUUUUGGUGUUGUAAUGGCCCUGCCUCUGCUUCAGCUUUGAUGACUGGAAUCUUGUUUUGUGCACUAUGGUGAAGAACGAACCACCCCAUAUCUCACAUGGAUACGUAGUAAUCCCCGCUGCUGGUUCCUGUUAUUUCACCUAAUAUUAUAGGUUUUUGAUUUACCUAGGGGGAAUGUAUAGGCAUUACUCUUGAGUGGAGAUCUAACUAAUCUCUUAAUCUAGCUAAUGGGCUUCUCUUUCCUAUUGUGCACGUCAGUGGAAAGAUUACAU
This is a messenger RNA of Solanum lycopersicum (tomato), 1204 nucleotides long. Its product is annotated as ubiquitin conjugating enzyme 2. NCBI's taxonomy places the organism in Eukaryota, Viridiplantae, Streptophyta, Magnoliopsida, Solanales, Solanaceae. The record is from RefSeq and is marked validated.